CCAGUCAGUGCCGAGGUGUCAGUCAGCCAGCGUGCAGCCAAUCAGCGGGGGCCCUGCGCUCGGCUUCCUCGUAUUUGGGAUAGUGGGGUGGUGUGCGCGCUGCGUGCAGGGGAGACAUUCUCCAGUCCCCGCUCAGUGAGGGAGGGACACACGCAGCUGUCAGAGGGAGACAGAGGGGGACACUGCAUCCCAGCCCGGCCAACUUCCACAGGAGUUCCCUGUACACAGCUGAGCCAUGCCCAGGCACUGAGCGGCCCCAGGGGGUAAGAGGAUGUACCAGGCACCGGAGCACCGGCUCUUUCCCAGAGGGGACCCGCGCUUCUAGCAGAGUAACUUUGUGUGAUGCCUCAGCCCUGGAAGUUUGGGACCUAUAGAGCGAACUUGUGAGCGACCUGCCCGCACCCUGCCACUUACAUGCCCGGGAGAGAGGGCGCCCACAGGUGACUGCUGCCGGGGGACUAGCACUGUGCUGCCGGAUCCGGGGACUCGGGGGCUGGGGGCUGGUUCUCUGUCAGUAGCAGCCGCUAACAGGUGAGCUGAGUGCUGCGGGGUGGAGGGUGGAAGCCCUCAGCUGGAGACACUGGGCUUAUCCUCCAAGGACGAAAGUGCAUCUCAAGGGGGAGCCGUACACAGGCUGCGGGGGAGGAGAAGAGGAACCCCCAAACCUGUGGAUUGCAGCGGGCAGGGGGGAAGCAAUGGCCACGGCUGCUUCUAACCCCUAUCUCCCCAGCAGCAGCAUCCUCUCCCCGGGCUCCAUAGUGCACUCCGACUCCGGGGGAGGAGGGGGGAUGCAGCCUGGCAGCGCCGCAGUCACCUCGGUGUCAGGCGGCUACCGGGGGGACCCCACGGUGAAGAUGGUGCAGAGUGACUUCAUGCAGGGGGCUAUGGCUGCCAGCAACGGGGGGCACAUGCUGAGCCACGCACACCAGUGGGUGACGGCGCUCCCACACGCAGCAGCGGCGGCAGCAGCAGCAGCGGCAGAGGCAGGCUCUCCUUGGUCCAGCAGCCCAGUAGGGAUGAGCGGCAGCCCGCAGCACCCGCAGCAGCAGGACGUGAAGGGGGGAGCUGGGAGGGACGAGCUGCAUCCGGUGGCCGCCCUGCAUCACCGACCGCCUCACCUCGGACCUCUCCAAGGACACCCCGGUGGCUGGGGCGCUGCAGCCGCAUCCCACAUCCAGUCCAUGACGGGAAGCUCCCAGCAGCAGCAACAGCAGCAACAGCAGCAGCAGCAGCAGCAGCAGCAGCAGCAGCAACAGGCUCUGCUCUAUUCCCAAUCCGGGGCUUUCACUGUGAACGGUAUGCUGAGCCCUCCCCCGGGGAGCCAGAGCCUGGUGCACCCGGGCCUUGUCAGGGGAGACACACCGGAGCUGGGGGAACACCCCGGGCACCAUCACCAUCACCACCACCAGCAGCACCAGCAACACCACCAGCAACAGCAGCAGCAGCACCAUGGGGGCAACAGCCACGACCCCCACUCAGACGAGGACACCCCGACCUCCGAUGACCUGGAGCAAUUUGCCAAACAGUUCAAGCAGCGCAGGAUAAAGCUGGGCUUCACCCAGGCGGAUGUGGGCCUGGCCCUGGGCACCCUCUAUGGCAACGUCUUCUCCCAGACCACCAUCUGCAGGUUUGAGGCGCUGCAGCUCAGCUUCAAGAACAUGUGCAAGCUGAAGCCCCUACUCAACAAGUGGCUGGAGGAGGCCGACUCCUCCACUGGCAGCCCGACCAGCAUCGACAAAAUCGCCGCCCAGGGCAGGAAGAGGAAGAAGAGGACCUCCAUAGAGGUCAGUGUGAAGGGGGCACUGGAGAGCCACUUCCUAAAGUGCCCUAAACCCUCGGCGCAGGAGAUCACCAACUUGGCGGACAGUCUGCAGCUGGAGAAGGAGGUGGUCAGGGUCUGGUUCUGCAACCGAAGGCAGAAGGAGAAGAGGAUGACCCCGCCAGGGAUCCAGCAACAGACGCCAGAUGAUGUCUACUCCCAGGUGGGCACCGUGGGGGCUGACACACCGCCCCCUCACCACGGGAUGCAGACUAGUGUGCAAUGACUGGAGUGGGCACCCAGCAGCUGCCUGAGCAGUGAGGCCACGGGAGAAAUCCAUCAUACACAACCACACUCACCCAGACUGCUCUUUUUUUAUAAAUAGACACAUAAAUAUAUAUACAGACAGACACGGAUAAACACUCACUGAUACAGGGCAAUUCGAGCAAUUACAUUGAUAUUGUGGCACCUGGGUGGACAAGCCAAGUGCACCAAACUGCAGAUAUUUCUUUUUAAUAUAUAUUAUAUUUUUAAUAUUGUUUUUAUUUGCCUUAGGACUCCUAUCCAGUUUCAGAAAUGAGAAACUCCUAUGUCACCUUACUAUAGAUCACUGUCCAACUAGGAUCCAGUCGGGUUUGCCCACAUCGCCACCACAACAACAAAUAAUAACAUCGGGUGACUGAAGGGUUGUUUUGUUCUUUUUAUUUUUGUUUUUUGUUGUUGUUGUUUUUUUUAACUCAAGAAAAGGUUUAUGUCCUCUGCCCGUGAUUUUAUGAAAAGGAAAAAAAUAACUAUUCGGUUGCUGCCUAGAACUUGCUGUAUCCAUUAGCCUUAUAUACAUGGCUAGUAGUCAUAACAUUGCAAGAAGAUAUAUUCAGGAACAGAAUGUGUUCAUGCCCACCAAGCCAAGCAAUGAAAUAUGCACAUAGCACUACAAGUGACUUUACAGAAGCAAAUAAAUACAUUGGAAUACAUUUAUCCCGACCAAACAAGCAGGGCACAAACAAACAUAGGAUAGACGGUCAGCUUCCUGAACUUUAUGCUCCAGUUCCUACCAGCCACAAGUGUACAGAGGGGAAUCAUUUUAAGAUGUCAAAGCAAAUCCUAUUUUUCUCGUGGCUCUUUCUAAACAUUUUGAACCCCAUCGUUUUGACCCUUGAGAUGUUUUUUUAUUAUAAUUAAAGUGAAUCCCAAUAAACUCUAAAAGAAAAAAAAGGAUUUAAUAAGUAUAUUAAAAGAAGAUUCUGAUCCUCUGUAUCUGCACUUACCCCAAACUACACCUAUAGAAAUCCGUUGCCAACCGUGAGGAUUAGAUCACUCGAUACUGCGAUUUCCAAGCAGUGUUUUUGGUAGGUUUUAAAAAAAAAAAAGACUUAAAAGAAAAGACAGAACUAAAAAAAAAAAAUUAGAUCAAUAGCUGAUCUAAAAAAAAUUGCUUUAUAUUUUCAUCAAAUGACUUCUUUUAAUAUUUUAUUCAGAAUACCUAUGAACUGCUGCAGAACGGUAAUUUAUUUUUCCCCAAAAUCUUGUAUUACGUGUUGUUUUUUUAUUUUAUUUUUUUGGUUGUUUUGUUUUUCAGACGAGCACAAAUCAUAAUUGAAAAAGAAAUAUGGACAGGUUUUAAUGGUCUCUUUUGAUGUGAUCAUUUGAUUGUAAUUUAAUUUUAGUAGUGGUUCCGUAAGAGAUGAUUGAGAAAAUAAAUUUGUUAGAAUGAUAAAGAUCUGUGUGUGUGAUGCAUAUAAAAACAAACUUGAUGUGGCAAAAUGAUUACAAAGAGGGCAGGUCCUUUAAAUGUUGUUGUUGUUGUUCUUUUUUCCAAAAAUAUUGACACUGUGUAUGAGACUUUACCAUCACUAACCGUCAUUUAAGUUGUAUUUAAGUCACUGUCAGUCUUUGUUGUCUCCCGUAACUUCAUCAUAGUGUCAAUGCCCUUUUAAUUAUAAAUAAUGUUAUAUUUAAUGGUGUAUCUCAAUGAAAUAUGCCUUAGGACUGUUUACCGUUACUUUGUGCUUUUCAUAACUAUGGUCACCAUAGCAUGUCUCACCAAACACCCAUCUCAGCAAGGCAAGAUUAUUUUGUGGGUUACUGUAAACAUUAUGUUAAAUUAAUCAACAUGCAACACUCAGGUCUGUAUUUUUUUAAAUUCCUCCUUCCACGUUGCCGCAGAAAUAAUGUCAUAUAUUUACUGGGAAGUAGGUCAUUAAAAUUGGGUUAUAUUGUAGUGUAACAUCAAUUUUCCGGGGAUUGUGCCAAGCAUUACCCCUUUUCCGAUUGUGUGUAGUGGAUUGUUUUCCUGCGCCUAGAAUAAACCAAUUGCACUGCUCUCUUAUAUUUAUCUAUGUCAUUACAUCAUAUACAUCUGAUCCAUCUUGAAAUAACUAUUUUACUACAAUCUGCGGCACCUAGGCCUGUGUUGUGUGUUGCCCAUACAUGCUGUAUGCGUGCUGCUUUUUUGCCAUGUUACAUUAUUGCAUUAAACAGUCUUUUCCUCCGUGCAGUAAAGCCACAUACAACCUCCCCUUGCAGGCCUCAUGUCAUUGGUGGCAGUCGCAUACAGAUAGAUCUCAUUGUUCUGAGAAGCUUUAUUUUAUCUCUCAGGGUGACAGUAAAAUCCCAAUUUCUAAACUCCGUGGGGAUCUUCAUGCAUAGAAAUGGACAUGACUAUGAUAAUAAUACUAGUGGACUGCAUUAGUGCAGUAGUGCUUUAUGUUUGUGUCUGCUGGCGGUUUAGGAAAAGCGUACAUUUUUAUUUCAGUUUUAGUUUAACUUAUUUUAUUUUAUUUUUUAUUCUGACUAGGGUUAACCCCUGUGUAAGUUUCCCAGUUGUCUGACUGUUAGGAUGUGCUCCAUAUGUACACGUGGGCUCCAAUCCUAUUUUUCACACAUGAACAGUGGAGGUUUAUUGAGACAGGGAGUCGCUUUAUUUGAAUGACUUACAAGCAUUAAUGACUGGACCCAGAUAGGCACCAUGGCUGUCUCUUUUGGCCUGACAUUGUUGUGUGCUGAAGGAUUUGUGAAUCACACCAGCAUGCAUUGUGCUGUGACUGUAAUGUGGUGCUUCCAGCAGAAUCACUCUGGAGGUUAUUCUGCUCUUUUGCCAAUGAUUUCUGCAAUAAGGUCACACUAUCCUUUGUAUUGGUUUUGUAUAGUGAAAAGGGCAGGGAGCUGGGAGUACAAACAAAUGAUGGAUAUAGUGGUAUGUGGCGAUUUCUGUAGUUGCUCCCAUCAUGGUUCUGUAAUAGACAAUAGAUUGCUUCUUCUGUUGAUGUUAUUUUGGCUCUGCCAGUAUAGCAGUCAGGUGCCUGGCAGUGUAUUGUAGAGACAGUGAGUCCCAUUUCUUCCUUCCCAUCUCUAUGCAUACAUAGCCCAUGUGUUCUGCUUAUAUUUGAAAGAGACCUUUCUUUCUAUGUGAUGGAUGUAAGUGAAGAUCAGCGGGCUAGGUGGUAUAUCUCCCCAUGAUGUGCUGUGAUAAGUCUCUCUCCUCCACCCCCUCCCCCAGCUCCACACUAUAUAUGUCUGAUAAUGAAUGAUUUGUAAUGACAACUGUAGAGAUUCCUCUACCAAUUUAUUGUCUACAGUUUUACCAACAACUGUAACAUGAUUUCAUAUUACUUUUUAUUUUAUUUUAUUUACAUUUGUUUUGUUCCCUUAAAUUAUAUAUUUGUAACCUAUUUAUCUUGUUAAAACAUUUUGGUUGUAUUUAUCCGUUUAUUUUCAUAAUAAAA
Molecule: messenger RNA, 5484 nt
Organism: Pseudophryne corroboree (corroboree frog)
Lineage: Eukaryota; Metazoa; Chordata; Amphibia; Anura; Myobatrachidae
Gene: POU3F3
Product: POU class 3 homeobox 3
Exons: 1
Coding region: 696-2045 (449 amino acids)
Biological process (GO): regulation of transcription by RNA polymerase II; brain development
Cellular component (GO): nucleus
Molecular function (GO): DNA-binding transcription factor activity, RNA polymerase II-specific; RNA polymerase II cis-regulatory region sequence-specific DNA binding
Source: RefSeq, a predicted model, not a curated record